Messenger RNA from Cylindrotheca closterium, 333 nucleotides. The record is from the annotation of a GenBank genome assembly. Lineage: Eukaryota; Bacillariophyta; Bacillariophyceae; Bacillariales; Bacillariaceae.
AUGGCCGACGAAGUAAUGAGAAUCCAAGUCAAGCGUGGCGUCAAGAAUAAGAAACCCGCUUUCGAAAUCGAAAAGCGUGACGAUGGAUACUAUUACAUUACCUCGGUUGCCGCCAAGAAAUCUAGCAUCAAGCCUGGCGAUCGACUGGUAGAAAUCAAUGGCGUCAAGGAUAAAGACUUUAAAGAUGUUGAAAAGGUUCAGGGAUUGUUUGAUAUGCUGAUAAUGGACAUCAUACCAAAUGAUGAAUCUGAGGAAGAAUCCGAAGAAGAAGAAGAAGAGUCAGGAGAAGAGGGAAGUGAAGAAGGAGAGGGAGAAGCUGAGGAUUUGGAUUAA